AUGUCAUCCAAUAAGAAAAGAAAAGUAACAGACGAAGGAAGAAUAUUCAACGAAAAAUGGACAGCGGAAUACUUUUUUAUAGAAAUGAAAAAUGGAGCAUUAUGCCUAAUUUGUAAGGAAACCAUUUCAGUUUUUAAAGAUUAUAAUUUAAAAAGACAUUAUUUACAAAAACAUGCAACCAAAAUGGAUUCUUAUCAAGGUUUUUUUCGGAAACAAAAAAUUUUAGAAUUAAAAACAUGUCUUUCUUCUCAGCAACUCAAUAUAAAAAAAGCUACUUCUGAGUCCCUAACCGUUACAAAAGCUAGUUAUGUAGUGUCAUCUUUGAUUGCAAAAAAAUCAAAACCAUUUAUUGAUGGCGAGUUUAUUAAGGAGUGUUUAGAAAGUGUUGCAGAUAUAAUGUGUCCUGAUAAAAAAACAGACUUUUCAAAAAUUAGUCUGUCUCAUCAGACUAUAAGCAGGCGAAUCGAUGACAUUGGAAAGUCUAUCCAUAAUAAACUGGAGGAAAAAGUCCGUUCUUUCAAAUAUUAUUCUUUGGCUAUUGACGAAAGUACCGAUGUAAUGGACACGGCACAAGUUGCUAUUUUUAUUAGAGGUAUUGAUAAUGAAUUCAAUAUAUCUGAAGAAAUGGCUUCUUUAGUACCACUGAAAGACACUACAAAAGCUCGUGAUUUGUUCGAGGCAGUAGAAACUACACUGAAUAAAUUUUCUUUAAACUUGGUCAAUAUAUCAGGUAUAGCUACGGAUGGUGCCCCUGCUAUGGUAGGUAAAAAAGAAGGACUUACAAAAUUAAUAGAAGACCAUGCGGUUUUAUUUGGGAACAAAGGUUUGAUGCGAUACCAUUGCAUUGUUCAUCAGGAAAAUUUAUGCGCGAAAGCUUUGAAAAUGGAUAACAUCAUGCAAAUUGUUAUCAAAUGUGUUACAUUUAUUCGAGCUAGGAGACUUAAUCAUCGUCAAUUCCAAGACUAUCUUAAAAUCAUGGAAGCAGAUUCUGGAGAUGUUGUUUACUUUUCAGAAGUAAGGUGGCUUAGUCGAGGUAAAAUGCUCAAAAGAUUUUAUGAUUUGCGAAAUGAAAUAAAGUCGUUCAUGGAGUCAAAGGGAAAACCUGUCAUAGAGUUUGAAGAUGAAAACUGGCUUAUGGAUUUAGCUUUUUUAGUUGACAUAACUACUCAUUUAAAUGAGUUAAACGUACGUCUUCAAGGUAAAAAUCAACUCAUUAGUAAUAUGUUUCAAAUAAUAACUGCCUUUGAACUGAAACUUAAAUUAUGGCAAAGUCAAGUUAAGGUGAAUAAUUUUAUGUAA
This is a messenger RNA of Rhopalosiphum padi (bird cherry-oat aphid), 1299 nucleotides long. RefSeq names its product general transcription factor II-I repeat domain-containing protein 2-like. The coding region runs from base 1 to 1299 and encodes 432 amino acids. The transcript has a single exon. The record is from RefSeq and is a predicted model, not a curated record. NCBI's taxonomy places the organism in Eukaryota, Metazoa, Arthropoda, Insecta, Hemiptera, Aphididae.